This is a messenger RNA of Sabethes cyaneus, 815 nucleotides long. RefSeq lists its product as uncharacterized. NCBI's taxonomy places the organism in Eukaryota, Metazoa, Arthropoda, Insecta, Diptera, Culicidae. The transcript is spliced from 2 exons. The record is from RefSeq and is a predicted model, not a curated record. Bases 98 to 553 code for a protein of 151 amino acids.
AUAUUAAAUUUUGUAUGAAGUUUUUUUGUUAAGAAUAAGGUUUUUUCAAGCUUCUUAAUUGAAUAAUCUGUGUGCUUCAAGUCUUGAGUACAAAACGAUGGCAGAGACCCACAGCAAAGAAAACCAAGCCAAAAUGCUUGCAGACAAAUCCACCCAGCGUUUAAUCACGACGUUAAAAACGAUGGGUACAACCACACAGUCCAAGGACCUUACCGAAGAACAGAAGCAGGCCUUCCAAGCACUGAUGCGUAUGGCGGCCGACCCGAGCGGGUAUCAAUGGGAGCGGAGAGUAAAACAAAUGCAGUUUGUAGCGGCUCGCAAGGAACGAUCGGCACAACUAGAACGACAUAACAAUCAGCAGCAGCAGCAUUCUCAACCGCAAUCUGAACAUCACACAAAAACCAAAUUAAAGCACAGAGUAGCGGAAAUGCGAAGGCUUGGGAAGUUUCCACUUCCACCGGACAAAACCACACCGAAGGACAACGCUAGGCGAUACGGAUUUAUUCCGAAAUCGGAAAGGAGAAAACACCCGACGGAUUAUGCGAAAGUUUAAGGCUGUGAACUAUUCCACCGUUAAAAUAUAUAACAGUACCAGAGACAGCACCAUUCUAUUACCCUUAUUCUUGUUUUCGUUCGAAUGAUAUUCGUUCGAAAGUUAAGCCGAUUCGUAUUCUUGUUUUCGUCCGAAUCAAUUCGAACCUGCGAGCUCUCCUUCCUUUUGUUCAUUCGAAUAUGAGAAUAGUGCUACCCGAUUCGUUCGAAGCAAACUAUUCGUAUGAAUGCAGGAUACGGCCGUAAACAAGAAUAAAGGUGUA